Molecule: messenger RNA, 516 nt
Organism: Thunnus maccoyii (southern bluefin tuna)
Lineage: Eukaryota; Metazoa; Chordata; Actinopteri; Scombriformes; Scombridae
Gene: cplx4a
Product: complexin 4a
Exons: 3
Coding region: 1-480 (159 amino acids)
Biological process (GO): neurotransmitter transport; regulation of neurotransmitter secretion; synaptic vesicle exocytosis
Cellular component (GO): terminal bouton; SNARE complex
Molecular function (GO): syntaxin binding
Source: RefSeq, a predicted model, not a curated record
AUGGCUUUCUUGAUCAAGAGCAUGAUUGGAAACCCCCUGUCAGGAAUGGGGCUUGGUGGUGGAGGUGACAAAGAAGAGGAGGCCACCCCCUCAGAUCCAGCCAAAGCAGCAGGGAUGACACGCGAGGAGUAUGAAGAGUACCAAAAACAAUUGGUGGAGGAGAAGAUGGAGAGAGAUGCAGAUUUCUUACACAAGAAGGCAGAGAGGGCAACACUCAGGGUGUGCCUCAGAGAUAAAUACAGGCUGCCAAAGAGCGAGCAGGAUGAGAACAUGAUCGAGAUGGCCGGGGACGACGUGGACGUCCCGGAGGAGCUGCUCAAGAUGGUGGACGAGGACGCCACGGAGGAGGAGGGCAAGGACUCCCUCAUGGGCCAGAUUGGAAACUUGCAGAACAUGGACAUGGACCAGCUGAAGGAGAAGGCCUCGGCCACCGUCACCGAGCUGAAGAGCAAAGCAGAGGAGAAGUGCUCCGUCAUGUGAACGGCUAAAUAAAGAAAGGUGUUUGGAUAAUGAAGA